Molecule: messenger RNA, 549 nt
Organism: Trematosphaeria pertusa
Lineage: Eukaryota; Fungi; Ascomycota; Dothideomycetes; Pleosporales; Trematosphaeriaceae
Exons: 1
Coding region: 1-549 (182 amino acids)
Source: RefSeq, a predicted model, not a curated record
AUGUACUUCAACAACUGUCGUCUAUCCGUCUCUUCUCCUUUCUCAUACCACCAUCACAUCGCUCUCAUCAUUACGAAAAAUCAUUUCGGGCCCGUUUUCGAUAGCACUAUCGCAUUUUCACCUCCGCAUCAGUGCUCGGCUCCAGUCUCCUCACACUGUUCCACAAGACGAGCCACUCAAGACAGCACAGCGUUCGGCGCGGCUCCUUCCACCGUUCAUCCCAACACGGUGUACCAGAACCACGCCUUCAAGCCAACCACGCACCGCGCACCCAACUGGUCGCCGAAGUUGACCAUGUCGAGGAUGGCCGGCCUUCAUAUACCCCACGGCUGGGUCGUUCUGGUCAUCGUUGACUGCGGACUCUUUGGCGGCGCUCUUGCGACGCCCCUCCAAACCAGGCGGUUGCAAAUAGCUUAUGGGCUCUCCGUCUGGGGGUUCAACGUGCUAUACACCAUGUGGAUGAUGAGGUGCUUUGACAGGCUUAUUGAAAGGAUCAUGAAUCCCAUCCGGGCAAGGGUUGCAAGGGCGAGAUUGCGGAGAGAUCCGUGA